Molecule: messenger RNA, 1335 nt
Organism: Dufourea novaeangliae
Lineage: Eukaryota; Metazoa; Arthropoda; Insecta; Hymenoptera; Halictidae
Product: WEB family protein At5g55860-like
Exons: 8
Coding region: 1-1335 (444 amino acids)
Source: RefSeq, a predicted model, not a curated record
AUGCAGGAUAGUAUCCUUGACAAAGGUACCGAGAACAAUCAAACGAAGGAGGACGAGGAUCGAACGAAGCAGCUGAAUGAUAGGUUGCAGCAAACGCAAACGAAACUGUACGAGUCGAAGAACACUUGCGCCAGUUUGAAGCAGGAAAUUAACAAGUUGCAUAAGUUACUGUACAGCGAGGUGGGCGAAAACGCGAACAUAAAUAAUCUAUUGAAUCAAUCGGGUGGAUGGCGAGGACGGGCCGAGCAGAUUCACUUGUUGCAACAGAAAGUAACAGAAUUGCAAUCGAGAUUGUCCGAUUACGAGGGGACCCAGAAGACUUUCAUUGACCGGAAGAAUCUCGCGAAUCUUCGGAACGUCGAGAAGGAACGACGACAACAGAUCGAAAACUCCGCGAAACAGCUUCUCCAAUCGGAGGUCGCUAUCGAGGGUUACAAAAGGAAGCUCGAUGCUUCGAAGGCGAGGAUAAAAGUGCUGGAGAACGAAUUGAACGCGGCGAAAGGGAGCGUUGCAGUUUUAAACGAAAAAAGAUACCACGACGACCAAUUGAUCGAGACUCUCAGCAGUCGACUGAAAACGAUGGAGAUCAGGCAUCAGGAAAGGCAAACUGAUAUGAAGAACAGGGAGGAGAAGAUAGAACGCGAGUGCAGUAACUUGAAGAACGAUUUACAGUCCGCACAGCUUCAGAUCGAUCGGCUGAGAAGAAGAUUAGAAGAACGGGAGAUCGAGAUAGACAAACUAAGAGAUGGAAUCGUUCCUAAUAUCGGGUCGUUCAAAGCUCAGAAAGUUACGCAACCAGAAAUCUACUUAAAUAGCUUCAACCAUAGUCCCCCACAGAGUUCCAGAAGCACGGCUGACCCCAACGAGUAUGUAACACUCGCCCUUGCCGCUGAAGCUGAAAGGGAGAGAUUGUUGGAGCUGGUUACUGUGUUGAACAGACGAUUGGAUAAAGAAAGUACCGAUGCUGUUACUCUUGCUAAUUCCUUGCGCGACGAACGAAACAAAUCAGCGAAAUUAGAAUCGAGGCUCCGAAGAUUAGAGACCGAAAGGGCCGGAAUCGUGAGGAUCGACACAAGGUACAGAUCGAAACUAUUGUCCAGAUCGUUGAAAGCUAACGAUGAGUUUAUCAACGCGGAAGAAACGCGACUCAAAAUGGAGUUACUUCAGGAAGAAUGUCUUGCGUUGAAGGCGAGAUUGGACACGGUACAACAAGAUAAAGCAUCGGACCUUAUUAUGUACAAACGGAUGCUCGAUGAGGUUAGAAAAAUCUUUCAGGACGCGUGCAGAGGGAAACCACCGCCUACUGUUGGCAGCCGUUCAACGAUCACGGUGUAG